AUGCAGAGGCCUUCAUUUUUGGACCAAGAACCUCCCCCUGGAUAUAUACCAGGUAUUGGAAGGGGAGCUACGGGGUUCUCAACGAGAGGCGAUCAAGCCAAGAAAGCUCAGAUACCAAAACGACUACGACCAGAGGAGAAUGGAUUCCAGGUGACAAAACAUGCCAACGAACUCACCGGAGAGCCUUUAUCAAAGGAAGCUGUGGAAGCAGAGCAGAUUUUUGCUGCCAUAGAGACUAGGCGGUCAACAAGAAGGAAGACAACUCAGAGCGCAAGUGAAAACGUGAAUAAUCAGAUACCCAGGCAGUUUGCUGAUUUGAAACGGUCAUUGGCAACUGUGAGCGAAGAGGAGUGGCUGAACCUUCCCGAUGCUGGUGAUCUGACUAGAAAGAACAAGAGGGAGCGGCUUCAAGACCAAUUGAAUAGGAAGGAAUACGUAGCGCCUGAUACACUUAUCAAUAGAGGGGUCAAUUUUACUAAACUGACAGAGGAACGUGAAAGAUUACUAGGACGACAGUUGGACAAUAGCUUGCUGGAGCGGGUCAGUUCAGAUGCUUUAGCCGCUGGAAGCGAUGUGAUCAGCUACUUAGAUGAAUUGGAAAGCUCCACAGCUAACAACUUGGUUAAUGCAGACGAAGCGGAGGAAGUUAAGCGAAUGAGAAUGGUUCUCUCGUCCUAUCGAAAAGCUGAUCCAAUGAGGCCCGAGGGUUGGAUCGCUUCUGCGAGGCUCGAAGAAAAAGCUUGCAAGUUUCAGAAGGCAAAGAGUAUAAUGGAGGAGGCCUGUGCAGUUUGUCCUAAGAAUGAUGAAGUAUGGCUGGAAAGAGUGCGAUUGAAUUCCUCAGACGUCAUGCUGUGCAGAGCUCUAGUUGCAGAUGGGAUCAGAUUCAACCCGAAGUCUUUACCGUUAUGGACGGAAGCAAUCGAGCUGGAAAAUGAGCCUUUCAAUAAGCGGAGGGUGGUAAUGAAGGCGCUACAUGAACUGCCAACUAGCGAAAAGUUGUGGAAGCAAAUGGCUAUGCUUGAAAGCGAUGAAUCGGAACGGCAAAGAAUUAUACGUCGGGCAGUUGAACUUCUACCGACAAGUAUUGAUCUGUGGAAAGAAUUGAUCAAACAGCAAGACUAUAGCGAUGCGAAGAAGUCGUUGAAUACUGCAAAAAAAUACCUCUCAACAGACUACCGCCUUUGGAUUUUGGCUGUCCAAAUUGAAGAACGAGGGGACGAGGAGAUUGCUGGGGAACGUUUGGAGAAAAUUUUAGUUAAUGGUAUGACCCAGCUGCAGAAGAGUCAUAGCGAUCCUGGGCUAGUAGAAUGGUUAAGCCAUGCCCAAGCACUUAAUGCCGAUGGCAUGUUUCCGAAGGCUGCAGUCGCUAUUGUGCACGCGGCUUUAAGUAUGGAAGAUCUGAGCCAGCCUUCAGUCAUGAAAAGCAUUGACGACAUGAGGAACUCUUUUGUCAAGAUAACUGCCUAUCGUUUUCUGAUAAAUAAAAAUCCAGGGAAUCAUAGCUUUUGGAUGUCGCUCCGAACCACUUGUCUCCAACUUGGCAAGCAAGAUUUACUAUACGAGGUUUACGAGGCCACUUUAUUCCACCAAGCGGAAGGUUAUAAAACUCUAAAGCAAAAUCCAACGCUGUCUCUCAUCUAUGCCAAGGAAGUCUGGAAAUACGGAAAGGAUGCCUCAAAGGCACUUGACAUUUUGGAAAGGUCCACUAACGUAGUUCCGAGUCAUCUGGACUUCUGGAUAGCAAAACUGAAAGUUCUUUGCUUCAGCGCGCGAUUCGAAGAGGCCAAGGAAACGUUUAAUUGCGCAUUUCAAUCUCUGUCUACGGCUGAAGUGCCGUACUUAGAAAGGCUUUAUUUGAAGUAUGUUAGUUUUCUGCGGUUCCAGAACCAAUACCAGGAGGCCAUCGACUUCUUAGAACAGGAAUGUCUUGAGAAAUUCCCUGAAUGCUACAAAUUUUAUAUUCAAAAAGGACAAACUUAUCACGACAUGGGCCAACUGAGCAAAAUGAGAGAGACUUAUUCCUUGGCUACCAAAAAGCUGCCACAAUGCCCCAUUUUAUGGAUUCUAUUAGCAAAGGCAGACGAAACAGAUUUCAAAAACUCCCCCAAAGCUCGAUCCGAAUUGGAUAUCGCGCUUUUGGAGAAUCCACACGAUGAAGCCCUAUAUCUUGCUAGAAUAGAAAUGGAAUGCAGGGAGGGAUUUCACGAUCAGGCGAAACUUCUAGUGCUCCAAGCUCUGCAAAAGUUCCCGCACAGUGCAGUAAUUUGGGCCGCGAACGUCAGACUCAUACCUUCCAGAAAGGCAUCCACGAAGAAAACCGUCUUCCAAGACGCCCUGCGGAGCACAAAAAACAGUUACCAAGUUCUGAACGAAAUUGGAUCGAGCUUUUUCCGCGACGGCCAGUAUUCGACCGCAAUAAAGUGGUUUGAAAGGGCUACAAACAGUAAUCCAAAGUUUGGCGACGCCUGGGUAUGGCUUGCCAGAUGCUGUAGGAAGCUGGGGAAUGAUGUGACGUCAAUUUACAAACAAGUUGAAGAGCACGAGCCAGUAUACGGACCAUUAUGGAUCUCCGUAACAAAGGAUAUGCGAUACCAGUACAGCAGACCAUCGGAAGUUUUGAACCUGCUACUUAAGGACGAGUUAUGA
Torulaspora globosa is the source of this 2646-nucleotide messenger RNA. RefSeq names its product U4/U6-U5 snRNP complex subunit PRP6 (gene PRP6). Gene Ontology annotation, cellular component: catalytic step 2 spliceosome; U4/U6 x U5 tri-snRNP complex. The record is from RefSeq and is a predicted model, not a curated record. NCBI's taxonomy places the organism in Eukaryota, Fungi, Ascomycota, Saccharomycetes, Saccharomycetales, Saccharomycetaceae. Gene Ontology annotation, molecular function: protein binding. Gene Ontology annotation, biological process: spliceosomal tri-snRNP complex assembly; mRNA splicing, via spliceosome. The transcript has a single exon. The coding region runs from base 1 to 2646 and encodes 881 amino acids.